AUGGCCACAGCUGAGCUUACCGACUUUAUCAAGAUACCCUUUGACUUUCUCAUUGUCGGCGGUGGAACUGCCGGUCUCGUCCUCGCAGCUCGUCUUUCUGAGGAACAAGGCAUCCAAGUCGGGGUGAUCGAAGCUGGCUCCCUUAGGCUGGGGGAUCCCAAGGUCGACCUUCCCACAGGAUCGGGUCAGCUGAUGAGUAAUCCUGACUAUGACUGGAACUUUGAGAGCAUCCCACAGGCUGGCACCAAUGACAAAUCCUAUCAUAUUCCUCGAGGCAAAAUGCUAGGUGGCUCGAGCGGCAUCAACUUCAUGUCUUAUAACCGGCCAUCUGCUGAAGACAUUGAUGAUUGGGCCAACAAGCUGGGUGUCACAGGGUGGACAUGGUCUGAAUUGCUACCGUACUUCAAAAGAAGUGAAUGCUUGGAGCCCGUCAAGCCCAGUACAAAUUUUCCAGUGGACCCGAAGGUUCAUGGCACCGACGGGCCAAUACACACUUCAAUAGGUCCCUGGCAACCACCCAUAGAAGAAUCAAUUUUGGCUGCGUUUGAUGAAACCUCUCACCUUCAGCGGCCAUUUGAGCCCUACGAUAGUGCUCAUUUGGGCUUCUACAGGUCCUUGUUUACAGUGGACAGAACCAGCAAACCAGUUCGGAGCUAUGCGGCCAGUGGUUAUCUCGCUCCCAUUAUGGGUCGCCAAAAUCUAAGAAUUUUAGCAAACGCACAGGUGUCCCGCAUCCUACUCUCCGAUGCUCCAGACGAAACACCUACCGCGGAAGGAAUUGAAUUACAGUACUUGGGGGCUCGCUACACCGUGUCAGCUAAAAAAGAAGUGAUACUCAGCGCAGGGUCGCUCCAGAGUCCCCAACUCCUGGAGCUUUCUGGGAUUGGAGACCCUAGUGUCCUAAAAAGCGCUGGGAUUGCUUGUAGAGUGGCCAUCAGCGACGUGGGCAAUAAUCUACAAGAACACACGAUGUCUGCUGUAUCUUAUGAGCUCGCGGAUGGAAUUAUAUCGGUGGACUCCUUAUUCAAAGAUCCUGCCUUGCUACAAGAGCAUCAAAAGCUCUACGCCGAAAAUCAUUCCGGAGCCUUGUCUGGAUCGGUCAGUCUAAUGGGCUUUACUCCAUAUUCAUUACACUCUACCAAGACCCAGGUCAACGACACCGUGGCGAGUAUCUUCGACGCUCCCAGUCUGAGCGGCGAACGGUUUCAGCAAAACGCAAAUUUCCAACGCAAGCAACAGGAGGCUAUCGCCGAUCGGUUGCGAGAUUCACAGUCCGCUGAUAUCCAGUUCAUUGGCACCCCCGCGUACUUCAACACCACGGCCGGCUACAAAAACUGCACCAAGAUCAUGUCGGGCUCUCCUGCCGGCUACAAUGCAUGCUACUCCAUCGUUGUCAGCAACAUGUAUCCUUUGUCUCGCGGAAGUGUGCACGCUUGGAGCUCGAAUGCAAUGGAGGCACCGGAAAUUGAUCCGGGAUUUCUUCGCCAUCCCGUGGACGUUGACGUUCUUGCCACUGGCAUUGUCUUCGCAGAUCGAGUGUUCCAGUCGUCCUCCCUAAUGGGCAAAAUUGGUCGACGAUUGAGCCCCCCUGCUGACCUCAAUCUGUCGAAUAUGGAGGAAGCUCGCCAGUUUGUCCGUAACCACAUCGUGUCCUAUCAUCAUGCUUUAGGAACUUGUGCGAUGGGACAGGUGGUGGAUGAGAAGCUCCAGGUAAAGGGGGUUCGGGCCCUUCGUGUCGUUGAUGCCAGUGUCAUGCCGAUGCAAGUCAGCGCCGCGAUUAUGGCUACUGUGUAUGCCGUUGCAGAAAAAGCGUCGGAUAUUAUCAAGGAGGACUAUGGGUUGGGCACUCGGUCAGGUGCUCACACAUGA
This is a messenger RNA of Penicillium odoratum, 1869 nucleotides long. Its product is annotated as GMC family oxidoreductase. The transcript is spliced from 2 exons. Bases 1 to 1869 code for a protein of 622 amino acids. Lineage: Eukaryota; Fungi; Ascomycota; Eurotiomycetes; Eurotiales; Aspergillaceae. Gene Ontology annotation, molecular function: flavin adenine dinucleotide binding; oxidoreductase activity, acting on CH-OH group of donors. The record is from RefSeq and is a predicted model, not a curated record.